Molecule: messenger RNA, 1233 nt
Organism: Lasiodiplodia theobromae
Lineage: Eukaryota; Fungi; Ascomycota; Dothideomycetes; Botryosphaeriales; Botryosphaeriaceae
Product: Haloacid dehalogenase
Exons: 1
Coding region: 1-1233 (410 amino acids)
Source: RefSeq, a predicted model, not a curated record
AUGCCUUCCUUCAACACCAAGUCCAUCGUCCAGGAGACGAAGAACAAGCCCGCCGAAAUGGCCGUUGACGUCGAGUCCGACCCUGGAGUCUGCCCCGAUGCUCCCAAGCUCAGCAAUGCCGUGCUCAGCCACGCCAUCCCUUACCACAAGAACGAGCCCAGCAGCAAGAACGCUGUCAAGGAGUCCAGCGACGCCAGCGCCGACAUUUCCAUCACUCGCAAGCCCACCAGCCAGCCCCUCGGCCCUUCGGACCCCACCGCUGGCCUGACCGGCGCCGACCUCACCCACCUCCUCCACCCGGGCAUCGCGAACGUCAGCGCCAUGACGCCCGCCACCCUGUCCGUCCGCCUACCGGUCCUCACCCUCCUCUCCAACCCGAACACCUCGGUCCACACGCUCCACCGCGCCCUGCUCACCGCCCACCUCCGCACCAACCCGCUCCUGCUCCUGCCUCCUGCUCCCGAUGACGUCAACGACAACGGCAACGGCUCCAUCCACCUCGCCGCCAACUACGCCGCCGCCGGCCUGUCCGCCUUCACCCAGAAGGCCGCCGCCGACGGCCCCGACACGCCGUUCUCGUCCACCCCGCUGCACCCGGACGACCUGCACUGCGUGCGCCGCUUCACGCUGCUGGUUCCCACGCACAAGGGAUACUUUGGAGACCACGUCGUCAAGAGGGAGCAGAUGUCGGCGUUUUUGUUCUCCGGCGCCGUCCGUGGUGUCGGUCUCGGCAUCGGUUGUUGUGUCGGUGAUGAUGCCGUCGCUCCCGGCGGUCCCGACUCCGGCCCCGGCACGGCAGACGAUCCCCUCGUCCUCGAGCACCGCUGGUUCCUCGCGCAGACGGGGAAAGAGAAGGGAGAGAGGGAGGUCUGGCGGGGAAUCGUGAGAAGGGCCGUCCGGACCCUGAUGGCCGGGAUGGCGAAGGCGCUUUUCGCGGAGGGAGGGGAGGGAGAAGAGGCGAGGGAGCAUCUCCUGGGAGAGGUCGUCUUCCAGGAGUGGUGCGAUGGCUGGGGAGAGAAGUGCGGUGCGGACGUGCGCCUCGUGAGGGAGGUAAGGGCCGUCAUUGCGGAGAUGGAGGACUGCUAUGGCAGUGUCCUCCGGGGAAGGCUCCGCGUUGCGGAGGGGACGGAGGGGGGAGAUUGGGGUGAGGUGGUGGAGGAGGAGGAGAUGGAGGAGGGCUGGGAGGAGAUGGAGGUGGUGGAGGUUGCGGAGGUUGCGGAGAUGGAGGGUUGA